Molecule: messenger RNA, 1140 nt
Organism: Abrus precatorius (Indian licorice)
Lineage: Eukaryota; Viridiplantae; Streptophyta; Magnoliopsida; Fabales; Fabaceae
Exons: 1
Coding region: 1-1140 (379 amino acids)
Source: RefSeq, a predicted model, not a curated record
AUGAAGGGGAUGAAGGGAAAAUUCAUGAAGAAGCUCAAAUCAAUCAAGCAAAUCGGGUAUCUGAAGCAAGAUCGAAUCCUUCAGCUAAAGGCCUCAGAUGGGUACGUCGAUUUUCUCCCCAAGAUUUCUUCUUUCAAUCUUCGCACCCCGUUUGUUUCCCGAGAAAAUGAACCCAAGAAAAAUGUCCAGAACUGUGAGAAAGUGCAGGAGGAACCUGAGGUCAUUGACGUGACAGAACUGAUGAAAGACCUUGAAGAUGAAGAUGAAGAUAAGGAAAUGGAUUUGGAUGAUUACAAUGACAACAAAGAGAACAUAGGACCGUGUUCAAUGAAAUCCAAACACCAACUUUGCCACAAAGGUAGUUCAGAGAAUGAGAACGAAGGAAAAACAGAUUCGAAACAGAGAUGGGCUUUGGAGGAAAAGAGAUCAUCACCAGCAGAAGCUGAUAGGGAUCGCAGCAGAAAAACCCCUUUGUCGGAAAACAACUUUUCGUCAUUCCGGCGGCCGGACUUGGAUUCCGGAACACUAUUCGAUCCGAAUCUGUUAGCUGCAUUUGAGCAAGCUGUGAAGGAACAUACUACAAUGACAGAAGAACAGAGAAGAGGCAGAGUUGAAGAAGAGACUUCACAGAAAGAGGAAGGUGAAGACCCUGACACUGACCCUUUGAUGUGCUUUGAAGAAAAGUGUCCUCCAGGAGGUGAUGAAGCUGUGAUUUUCUACACAACAACGCUUAGGGGAAUCAGGAAGACAUUCGAAGACUGCAACAAAAUUCGCUUCCUCCUCCAAAGUUUCAAGGUUAUCUAUUUUGAGAGGGAUAUUUCAAUGCACAAGGAGUUCAGGGAAGAAUUGUGGAGCAAUUUGGAUGGGAAAACAUUGCCUCCAAGGCUUUUUGUUAAGGGGAGAUACAUUGGUGGAGCUGAAGAGAUUCUGAAUUUGCAUGAGCAAGGAAAGCUGAAGCAACUCUUUGAAGGGGUUCCAAUGGAUUGGUCUAAUGGUCCUUGUGAUGCAUGUGGAGGGAUAAGGUUUGUUCUGUGUUUCAAGUGUAAUGGUAGCAACAAGGUCAUUGCAGAAAAUGGAGAGAUCAAUCAGUGCUCACAGUGUAAUGAGAAUGGCUUGAUUGUAUGCCCUUACUGCUGCUAG